Messenger RNA from Saccoglossus kowalevskii, 2940 nucleotides. RefSeq names its product PHD finger protein 20-like. Gene Ontology annotation, biological process: regulation of transcription by RNA polymerase II. Gene Ontology annotation, cellular component: NSL complex. The record is from RefSeq and is a predicted model, not a curated record. NCBI's taxonomy places the organism in Eukaryota, Metazoa, Hemichordata, Enteropneusta, Harrimaniidae.
CAUCUGUAAGCACCUCAGAUGUUGUUUCUAUGGAAACAUCAUCAUCAAGCACUUCUUUAACUAUCGCCACUACUGAUACUGUUGCAACAACAAUAAGUAAUGCUAAAUCAGCAUCUGUUGGGAGCAAAUCAGGUGGGCAUGGGAAACCCAGCCGACUUGAUCGAAAGAAGAGAUGUUCUGCACCUGCUGCAUUGCCAACAGCUCAGGAACAAACUCCAGUAGCCUCAAAGCCACCAGAAAUGCAGGAACUAAUAGUGGAAGUGAAAGAAGAGAAGGAAGAACCAAAAGAGAGAGAAGAGGAAUUCAAGGAGGAGACUGUUGUGAAUGAUGUGACUACACCAAUCAAAGUAGAUGAGGUGAAAGAUGAGGUGGCAGACAUCUCAAUGGAAUCGGUUGAUGAUCCGGCUUUGACUAAAGAAGAAAUAGUACACUGUCUUUGUAACAUGGAUGAAGAAGAUGGAUUCAUGAUACAGUGUGAAACAUGUCUUUGUUGGCAGCAUAGUGGAUGUGUUGGAUUGAAUGAGAAUACUGUUCCUAAGAAAUAUAUUUGUUGUUUCUGUAAAAACCCAGCAGGUCAUCGUAGUCAUACUCGAUAUAGAUAUGAUCAAGAAUGGUUUAAAACUGGUGAACUAGCUGGUUUCCCGUCUGUACCUGACAACUAUUCUAAACAUGUAUCACCAGCUAUAUUAGCAACACAUGACUUGGUCAGUGAUAUGCACAUUGUUAAUGAACUACUCCAUGGAUUACAGAAUAAACUCACUGUACUACAAACUCCAAACCAUCCUGAUUUACGCUUGUGGUUGAAACCUAAAAGGCUGAGUGAAGAAGACAUGGUGGCUAAAAAACAAAAUGAAGAUCAACCAGGGUGUUCAAAUAUUGAAAUGAUACAUUCUAAAGACACCAGUGAUUUGGUAUGUGAAAAAACACCACAUAUUGAUGACAGCAAGAAUACUGCGCAAAGUGAUGAUGUAAGCAUAAAGUCCACACAACGUGAUGAUAUCAUACAGAGUGAGAACUGUAGCAACAACAAUGCAAAUAUUAUACCUCAAGGGGAAAAAAAUACAAAGGAUGAUAAUAGUGACAGUAAAAUUGAACUUAUGACAGACAAGGUUUCCAACUCGAAAUUAGAAAAUAAACAAGAUGGUGUGUCGUGUGUUGAAUCUUGUACAGAGAUUUUAGAAUCACAAAGUAAUGGAGCUAAAAGUAAACCAGAAAUCACAACAUCGCUUUGUGAACAGCCAGUACAUGAGACUAUAGAAAAAAUGGAUGAUAAAAUCAUUACAGAGCAGAAUAUAAAACAAGAAAUGCUGUCUGGAGUUAAUGAUGAAAAAGAAAUAAAAUUGAAAGACGAUGAAGACAUGGAAGUUGAUGUAGUCAAUGAUGAUACAGUGGAACAAAUCACAAACAAACAAAUUUCAGAACAAGGGAUGCUGAGCACUGAUAAAACUGACUCUUGUGAGGUGAAUGAAACAAAAGAAGUAAGAACAGAGUGUGUUUUCAGAAAACCUGCUGAUGUGGCAGAUGACAAGGCUGAAGUAAGUCAGUUGCCGGAAAUCGUUGUUCCUGCUAAGCAUACACUAUCAUUAACUACAGACGAACUCAGUGAACAGGCAACGUCUCAUGUGUCUGUGAAAGCAAAUGAGGAGAAAAAAGAAGAGAAGAAGGACUACUUGACUCCGAGCGUUUCCAAGAUACCUGGCAGUACUGGAAAUGUGUUUACACCUGUUGGGAAAGCAAAGGGGAGUAGAAAGAGAACUGAAUCGCUGAGAUCAGAGAUAUCAGAUAUUGAUGUGAUGGAUGAAGUUGAACCACUACCACCACUGGUCUGUGAAUGGAAUCUACUGCAGCAUAUAUCUCAAUUACAUGAUCAGUUGGACAAUAGAAUGGAUUUAAUUGAACAAGAAAUUACUGCAUUGGAAUCAACAUUUUUUUGUCAAGCAUCUGGGGAUGAUAUUGCCGAAGAGCUGCCACAUAUAAAAAGAAACAUUCGCAGACUUGUACAUGAUUUGACAAAAGUUCGUGACAUGGUCGUUAGGUGAUAGUAGUCACUCUGACUAUUCUCAGUAGCUUGGUUAUUGUAGCAUAAUACUAACAAAGAUGUGUGUUGAUAUGCCAAGGCAUUUAGUUUUGAUUUAUUCCUUUUAUCUUUCCCAAGAGUAUUUUACACUAGUCAAGAACCCGAGUCAACAUUCCAUGUAUUUCAUUUAUAGAUUUUAAGUUAUCUUUUGUUGAGUUGUCUCAAAUUUAUUUUGUUGUGUUAUUCAAAAUAUGGUGAUUGUUUAUGUUGUCAAAUAAGCUGUGAUCUUUGACAGCCUUGUGUUAAAGUGUACAUAUGAAUUUAUAGCGUUAUGUAGCAUCUUGUGUGUUAUUUUGUUUUUACUCAAAUCAGUUUGAAUCAUGUAAACGCUUUGUUGCAAUUAUCUCAGGAAUCCACAUAAUCCAUUGUGCUAAUUGGCUACCUGACCUUAACACUUAACAGUCUGACCAAUCAGAGAGCAGCUUGCUUGUUGACACGAUUUUUCAACUUUUAAAAUUCUGCCUUAUAUAUAUGCUGAGCUGUAUAACUUGCGCCAACCUAAUUUUAUGCAAAACUGAUAUGAACAAAAUAAUGAUUUGUUUUUGUUUAUUUAAAAUGUUUAUAAAGAUUACAGUAGCUGAGUUGAAUUAAUUUGAGCUGACAUAAAUUAGUACAUUUUCAUUCUAGCGUUACCAGUAUAUGGUAAAGAACCGCUACCUUUGAUGAUUUCACUUCUGUGUAAGAAUUACAAAUCACAUGUAUACUAUCAAAUGAUAUUUAAAGAAAUAUCAUAACUAUGGGUAAAAUUCCUAGAAUGUUGAUAACAAUUAGACCAUAUGAUGAGGGGCACAUCUUUCAAUAUUAUUGAAUAGAAAUGUAACCAGAACAUAUUUUUAUCUGUAAUAAAUAAAGAAAUACCGGUA